This is a messenger RNA of Penicillium pulvis, 2574 nucleotides long. RefSeq names its product beta-glucosidase. Gene Ontology annotation, molecular function: beta-glucosidase activity. Gene Ontology annotation, biological process: glucan catabolic process. The coding region runs from base 1 to 2574 and encodes 857 amino acids. The record is from RefSeq and is a predicted model, not a curated record. NCBI's taxonomy places the organism in Eukaryota, Fungi, Ascomycota, Eurotiomycetes, Eurotiales, Aspergillaceae. The transcript has 4 exons.
AUGUCAAAGAUCGACAUUGAACAUGCACUCGAGGAACUCUCAUUGAACGAGAAAGUCGCCCUGCUUUCAGGAGUCGAUGGCUGGCACACGGCAGCAAUCCCGCGACUGGGGAUCCCCCAAAUUCGCAUGUCAGAUGGACCAAACGGUGUUCGAGGCACACGCUUUUUUAAUGGAGUGCCUGCGGCCUGUCUUCCAUGUGCCACAGCGCUUGGUGCCUCCUUCGAUACUGAGCUUAUCUUUUCCCUCGGAAAGCUUCUCGGCCUAGAGUGCAAGGCCAAGGGUGCACAUGUCCUUCUGGGCCCGACUAUAAAUAUUCAAAGGGGACCACUGGGGGGCCGAGGCUUUGAGUCCUUCUCGGAGGAUCCUGUUCUUUCGGGCUCUUUGGCUGCGAGUUAUUGCUUGGGUGUACAGACUGAGAAUGUGAUCCCGACACCAAAGCACCUCGUCUGCAAUGACCAGGAGCAUGAACGAGUCGCUGUUAGUGCACUUGUCACUGAGCGUGCACUCAGAGAGAUAUAUCUACUUCCUUUCCAACUAGCCAUCACAGGGGCCAAUCCUGGUGCUCUUAUGACCUCGUACAAUAAGGUCAAUGGAUCUCAUGUCAGUGAGAGCCCCGAGUUGCUCCAAAGUGUUGUUCGGAAAGAGUGGAACUACAAGGGACUCAUCAUGAGUGAUUGGUUUGGAACCUAUAGUGUGUCUGAGGCUGUCAAUGCCGGUCUGGAUCUUGAGAUGCCUGGCCCAUCUCGAUUCCGAGGGCCUGGCUUAGUGCAUGCCAUUGUAUCAAACAAGGUGUCAGAAAGAACCAUUGACGAGCGCGUCCGUACUGUGUUAGAGAUGGUUAAUCAAACGGCCAACUCGAAAAUUCCCGAAAACGCCCCCGAAAUUCAACGAAAUUUCCCUGAGGACCAAGCACUACUUCGCAGAGCUGCAUCUGAGUCCGUUGUCCUUCUAAAGAAUGAUGAUCAGAUACUUCCCCUCAAUCCAACGAGAAAGACUCUUGUGAUAGGACCUAACGCCGAUAUCGCGGCAUAUUGUGGUGGAGGCUCUGCGGCCUUACCAGGGUACUAUGCCGUUACUCCUUUAGAGGGAAUCACAAACAGAUGUACCGGCGGCGUUACUUUUACACAAGGAAUCUACGGUCACAAAGAGUUGCCUCUUCUUGGGACUCAGUUAAAGACCGAAGAUGGUCGGACCGGGUACAUGUUCAGCGUGUUCACUGAACCGUCAACGAAAAAAGACAGAAAGCCGGUCGACGUAUUGCACAUGACCAGUAGCUCUGCAUUCUUGAUGGACUAUACGAAUCCAAAAGUUCACUCAGAUCUGUACUACAUCACCAUGGAGGGAGUCUUUACACCUACUGAAAGUGGGGUGUACGACUUCGGCCUAACAGUUGCCGGUACCGGAGAGCUUUUUAUCGAUGGAGAACUAGUGGUCGACAACAAGACCACUCAACGGCAAGGAACCUCUUUCUUCGGUAUCGGUACUCCAGAAGAACGUGGCUCCAAAUAUCUGGAGGCAAAUCGAAAGUACAAGAUAUUCGUGGACUACGGUACGGCUCCAACUUCCAAUCUUAAAUUACAUGGAGUCGUCUCAUUUGGGCCUGGAGGAGUGCGAGUUGGAGGAUGUCGGCGGAUCGACGAAAAGCAUGCCAUUCAAGAGGCUGUUGAUCUGGCAAAGACAGCUGAACAAGUCGUGUUGUGUGUUGGAUUAAGUGGUGAGUGGGAAAGCGAAGGUUUCGAUCGUCCACACAUGGGCCUUCCGCCUAUGUCAGAUGAAUUGGUUGAAAGAGUACUUGCUGUUCAGCCAAAUGCGGUGGUUGUUGUGCAAAGUGGAACACCUGUGAAGAUGCCAUGGGUUCAAGAUACUAAAGCACUGCUUCAUGCCUGGUAUGGUGGAAAUGAAACAGGAAAUGGCAUUGCGGAUGUCAUCUUUGGAGAUGUUAAUCCGUCCGGAAAGUUACCUCUCAGCUUCCCGGAAGAUAUCGAACAAAAUCCAGCAUACCUGACUUAUCGCUCAGAAAGAGGCCGAGUACUGUACGGCGAGGAUAUCUACGUGGGCUACCGCUACUAUGAGAAGACCAAAGUAAAGCCACUGUUCUCUUUCGGCCAUGGCCUCUCAUACACUUCGUUCCGUCUUUCGGAUCUUUCCGUAUCGCAGCCUUUGAAAAGCUUGAACAAAAUCAAGGAAGAAGUAUUGGAAGUUUUGGUGUCAGUUGAGAACAUCGGGUCCUGCAGUGGCGCAGAAACUGCACAGGUCUUCAUCUCACCGCCGUCCAGCUCCAGCGUUGCACGUCCUGUCAGAGAGCUUAAGGGCUUCAAGAAAAUAAAGCUGGAACAGGGCAAAAACCAAGAGAUCCUAAUUACCAUCCCACUAGCUCUAGCGACCAGUUUCUGGGACGAGGCUCGCUCGGCAUGGCUUAGUGAAGCGGGUGAGUAUACCGUCAGUGUCGUUGGCACUGGAGAGGGGAACUGGCUUUCGAAGACCUUUACCAUUGCCCGCACUAGGGAGUGGAAUGGCUUAUUUGGGCCUGCUAUACAUGCUCCUACUGUGCAUGUCAAUGGCAAUGGAAAGUAG